UUCGUGUUGGAAAAGCAGCACCAACACAAAUGUAACUGGUUUGCUGUAAUCACUCGAUCGAAAAUUGUGUGUCUGACUUAUCGAAGGUUUCUCGUUCAAAAGUAUAGGAAAUGUAAUUUCGCUUUCUCGGGUCAAAGGGCAAUCUGUAUUUAGUGAUGUAUUAAAAUUAGUCCAGCGAGCACUCCCUAAGAAGAACUGCCUUGUGUUUUCGCCUAGUGCACGGAGAAGAAAUGUCGGGUUGAGGAAUCGUAAACAAAACAGAAGAAACGGCACGUUUUUUGUUCUUUAAGUAAAUGAUUAAUACAUGCAACAAUAAUGGCAAACAAGGCUCAGGUUUUAUACGACUUCACAGCUGAACCUGGAAAUAAUGAGCUGACUGUGAAAGAGGGUGAGACGAUCACCAUCACCAACCAGAACAUCGGUGGAGGCUGGAUAGAAGCUCAGAACUCCAGGGGAGAAGUAGGACUGGUUCCAGAAGACUAUAUUGAGGUCAACAAAGCCUCCCCGGCAGUUGGAAAAGCAGCCCCGCCGGACCUGUCCUUCUUUGACACCUUCGCCCCGGCAACAGCCAACGUUGCCGCCAGCAACCAGGUGGAUAUUACAGGCUGUUCCUUUCAGCCGGAUACUCCCGAAACUCCGGUCCCCUCCUCCACAUCCCCUGACGAGGCGAGCAAUGGAAAUGACCCCUGGUCUGCAUGGAACUCCGACCCGCCUGCAAACUCCGCUAACAACUGGGCAGCCACGCCGGAAGGCACCGAAACCGGGAAGGCCGCAACAGCAGGAAACUGGGAUUCUACUGCACAAGGUCACCCUCAAGCCUACCAGGGUCCAGGUGCAACGGACGAUGACGAGUGGGAUGAUGAGUGGGACGACGUGAAGUCAACAGGGGGGUAUGCCGAGUCCGAGGCUGGGGAGGGAGGAGCCAACAGAGGAGCCCAUGGAUCUACAAUGAAAAUCAAGUUCCCUGGCUUCUCCAAAUCUGGUCCAGAGUUAUAUCUUCUUUCAAAACAGUCAGCAAAGGGAAAAGAAAAGCUUCCCAUUUAUAUGGGAGAGGUUGGCCCAGUGUGGUUGUAUCCUGAGACCCAGUUGGAUUGCAUUGUAGCAGAUCCCAAGAAGGGUACCAAAAUGUACGGCCUGAAGAGUUACAUUGAGUAUCAAAUCGCACCAAAUACUACAAACAGACCUGUCAAUCACAGAUACAAACACUUUGAUUGGCUCUAUGAAAGACUUCUGGACAAGUUUGGAUCGGCCAUUCCUAUCCCCUCUUUACCAGACAAACAGGUCACAGGACGCUUUGAGGAGGAGUUCAUAAAGAUGCGGAUGGAGCGUCUCCAGGGCUGGAUGACCCGGAUGUGCCGGCACCCCAUCGUCUCCAACAGUGAGGUCUUUCAGCUAUUCCUCACCUACAAGGACGAGAAGGACUGGAAGAUGGGGAAGAGAAAAGCAGAAAAGGAUGAGACUGUGGGAGUGAUGAUCUUCUCCACAAUAGAGCCAGAGGCUCCUGAUCUGGACCUAAUUGAUGUUGAGCAGAAGUGUGAGAUGUUCAGCCGGUUUACCAAGGCCAUGGAUGAUGGAGUGAAGGACCUACUAAAUGUGGGACAGGAGCAUUGGAAAAGAUGCACUGGCCCAUUGCCAAAGGAAUACCAGAGGAUUGGAAAAGCAUUUCAGAAUCUUUCUUCAGUAUUCAAUAGCAGUGGAUACCAAGGAGAGGCCACACUCACUGAUGCACUCACUGCAGCAGGAAAAACAUACGAGGAAAUCGCCCAGAUGGUUGCAGAGCAGCCAAAAAAAGAUCUGCAUUUCCUGAUGGAGACCAACAACGAGUACAAAGGCCUACUGGGAUGUUUCCCAGACACCAUUGGAGUCCAUAAGGCAGCCAUAGAGAAGGCAAAGGAAGCAGACAAGCUGGUGGCCACAAGUAAAAUCACCCCUCAGGACAAGGUGACCAUGGCCAAGCGGGUUAGCACCAUGUCCUAUGCACUGCAAGCGGAGAUGAAUCACUUCCACAGCAACCGUAUCUAUGACUACAACAGGGUCAUGCAGCAAUACCUGGAGGAGCAGGUGAAGUUUUACGAAACGAUUGCAGAGAAGUUGAAGCAGGCCCACAGCCAGUUCGUCACGAUGUAGCUGCAAAAACUACAGAAGCAAAGUUCCCAACCCAAAGCAUUUCUUUUCUCCUCUUCCUUCAGAAGACAUAUGCAUGUAAUGACUUCAGCGUAGCACUGCAUCUAUGAAUGUUGCAGUCAUCCCCGUGAAAAUUUAACAUAUUUACACAAACCUGACAAUAAUGCAAACAACGCCACUCAUGACUUCCCUGCGCAAUCUGGAGGGCCUCAGAUACCAGAGGAGAAUGUGACUGCCCAACAGACUGUGCUCACCUCAGCAAAGACAGCAUUAGGAUGUGUCCCAGAAGCAGUGCAUUAAACUCAUCGGCACUUUAUAUCACUGGCCGCAUUGGCUGUUCCUUAUGCCUCCUCAGAAGCUACGGUUGGAACAGUAAUGAGACAACAUGUAUGAUUGUUUAUUUUUUUUGUUUUUUGUUUUUUAAACUGAAGCUUGAAUGUUGUGAUUCUUUCACUGAUUGCUUGGUCUGAUGGUGUUGCGCGUCUUGAUUAUCUUGAUAAGAGAGAGGAAGAAAGCUUUGUGCCUUGCUCUGGUAAGCGGGUCAUAAAUACUGCUAGUGGCCCCACCUCUGCUCACUUUCAUAUUAGCAGGAAGUGUCCCUUCCCAUUCUCACUGUGCCUUGUACACUUAGAAAGAGCAGCUGGCUUCCUCUGGCCUACGCAGUUUUAAUCAGUGUCUCGUACCAUAAUUCUGAGGGAGAGCAUCAGAAGAAUUAUUCUGGGGACACAGGACUUUGGGGCUGGACCUUUGUUCCACUAGUGCUGAAUGUAAGAUGUGUCAUUAUACUCUGUCACCCAGACUAUUGCCAAACAUGAUGUCUAUGAAGAUAGUACCUCCACCUCAUUGUGCUUUGUCACUAAAAUACAAUUACACAUCAUUGAAUCUCUCUGAUCUUUGAUAUUUUUAGAACUUUGAUUCUUUUCCUAACACCUGAAGUAAAAAAAAAUUAAAUAAAAACUAUAUAUAUACAUAUAUAUAUUCUUUGAGAUGCAUAUGCUUUGGUUGUUAAAAUUUCUUGUACAGUAUACAAAUGUUUGCAAGUUUGUUUUCUGUUCAAUAAAUAAAUCCAGAUUUGUACUGGAUUUACUGCCUCUCCAAACUUGAAAAAUGCUAUAAAUUGACUGUCAUGCGCUGUAGCCGUUACAUUUUCAGUACUCAAGCCUGCCAUUAUUCCUCUGUCUGAAAGAUGGAAGAACGUGGAAGAGAAUGAGAAUGAGCCGGGCUCUGGCUGAUAAUCAAAGGCUGCCUGUUAUGGCUAGCUGGAACCAGCAGGGAUGAAGAAAGGAGUGAUUUAUCCUUCUCAGAGUUCAGGUGCAACUCUACUUGCUUGUUCAUUCAGACAGCCCAACUCAAUGGUUCUUUAAGGGAACAAACUCAUCCUCCUUUGCUUUGCUUUCUUCAGUCAGAUUUUGAAGUUGUUAAAUCGUUGCAUUUUGUGUAUCCUCUUUAUCCACACUUUCUGGCACUAACAGGAAAUCGACCUUC
Molecule: messenger RNA, 3609 nt
Organism: Conger conger (European conger)
Lineage: Eukaryota; Metazoa; Chordata; Actinopteri; Anguilliformes; Congridae
Product: sorting nexin-9-like
Exons: 19
Coding region: 316-2127 (603 amino acids)
Biological process (GO): plasma membrane tubulation; endosomal transport; intracellular protein transport
Cellular component (GO): plasma membrane; cytoplasmic vesicle
Molecular function (GO): phosphatidylinositol binding; protein binding
Source: RefSeq, a predicted model, not a curated record